This is a messenger RNA of Odontomachus brunneus, 807 nucleotides long. RefSeq lists its product as uncharacterized. Gene Ontology annotation, molecular function: nucleic acid binding. The transcript has a single exon. The record is from RefSeq and is a predicted model, not a curated record. NCBI's taxonomy places the organism in Eukaryota, Metazoa, Arthropoda, Insecta, Hymenoptera, Formicidae. Bases 1 to 807 code for a protein of 268 amino acids. Gene Ontology annotation, biological process: DNA integration.
AUGGUAACCAAAGCCGUGCACAUAGAGUUAGUGGAGGACUUAACCACCGAAUCAUUCAUAGCCGCGUUGAAACGAGUCAUAGCUCGAAGAGGCAAGAUAAAAAAUAUAUAUUCGGACAAUGAAAGAAAUUUCGUGAGCGUGGAUCGCGUGUUACAGCAGAUGUUUCAAGAAACCAAGUUCCAAGAAGCGGUACAACAGUUUGCAGCGAACGAGCGGGUAAACUGGCAUUUCAUCCCGCCUAGAUCUCCACAUUAUGGCGGUAUUUGGGAAGCCGCAGUAAGAGCAAUGAAUUUACACUUCAAACGAACGAUUGGUGAAAGUUGUCUUACUGUCUCAGAGAUGUCGACUAUCUUGACGCAAAUAGAAGCAAUGUUGAACUCGCGGCCUCUGACGCCACUUUCGGAAGAUCCGGAUGACUUGAGAGCUUUAACUUCUGGUCAUUUUUUGAUAGGAGAAAACCUGCAAUCCUAUCUAGAAUUGAGUCUAGAGGAGGUACCAAGAAAUACACUGUCAAGAUGGCAAUACGUCGAACAGCUGAGACAACAUUUAUGGUCCUGGUGGCAGAAGGAAUACUUAUCUAUUUGUCAGCAGCGAAAUAAAUGGAAAACGGAAAGCCACGCUAAAUUUAAGGUUGGACAACUGGUCAUGUUGAAGGAUACCGAAACUCUACCUCUCCAGUGGAUUUUAGCUAGAAUCAAAGAAAUACAUCCCGGUACCGACGGAGUGGUUAUGACGGUUACCUUGCGAACUUCCAAGGGUAUUUAUAAAAGAGCGAUUGUCAACAUCUCUCCAAUAUGUGAAAAUUAA